AUGACUGUGCCUAUCUUCAACAAGCAAUUUACUCCAGCCAAAGCUACAUUAUACUAUGGGAAUUUCAUUCACACACCUAAACUAGGCGCUAUCGAAGUGUUUACAAAUUCUGGUGCACUUGUUGAUAAAGAUGGUUUCAUUAGCAAAUUUUAUGCUGAUAAGACUUUAAAUGAAAUACUCAAGCUGAUAGAUGAUACCACUGCUGAUGUCGUUGACAUAUCCGCUAAUGCCAAAUCAUUCUUUUUCCCAGGUUUCAUUGAUACCCAUAUUCAUGCUCCACAAUACCCAAACAAUGGAAUCUUUGGUUACUCCACAUUAUUGGAUUGGUUAACUACUUAUACAUACCCAUUAGAAGCUUCACUGAAGAACUUGGACAAAGCUGAAUUAGUUUACAAUAAAGUCAUCACUAGAACUGUUGCUAAUGGUACAACAUGUGCUGCUUAUUAUGCCACGAUCGAUACAGAUGCAACCAACCUUUUAACAGAUCUUGCCCUUCAUCAUGGCCAAAGAGCAUUCAUUGGUAAAGUUUGUAUGAAUGAUAAUGCUCCAGAUUAUUAUAUUGAAACUUUAGAAGAGUCAAAAGAAAGCACAAUGGAAGUUAUUGAUCAUAUUAAACAAGUUGAUCCGAAGAAUGAAUUAGUUGCUCCUAUAUUAACACCAAGAUUUGCUCCAUCGUGUACUUCAGAACUUCUCAACUGGUUGGGAGAUUUGAAAAAAGAACAUCAUUUACAUUCACAAACUCACAUUUCUGAGAAUAAAGGUGAAAUUGAAUGGGUUGCGGAAUUAUUCCCAAAUUCAAAAAGUUAUGCUGAUGUUUAUAAUGAUCAUGGCCUUUUAGAUGAUAAAACUAUUUUGGCACAUGCUAUUCAUUUAUCUGAUCAUGAAAAGGAUCUAAUCAGAUCAAAAGGAUCGGGUAUUUCGCAUUGUCCUAUUUCAAAUAGUGCUAUAACUUCGGGUGAGGCAAGAAUUAGAUGGUUAUUGGAUAAUGAUAUCCCUGUUGGAUUGGGAACUGAUGUCUCUGGUGGCUUUUCGCCUUCUGUUUUAUCCACAGCUCGUCAAGCUUUAUUGGUUUCAAGACAUUUAGCUAUGAAAACCUCUGAUCAUAACAAAUUGUCAGUGGAAGAUGUAUUAUACUUAGCUACAGUUGGUGGUGCAAAAGUUGUUGGGUUAGAUGAUAAGGUUGGUCUUUUCAAAGAAGGUAUGAAAUGGGAUGCUCAGCUAAUUGAUUUAAAAGCUAAAGAUUCUCAAGUUGAUGUCUUUGAAUGGCAAGUUCCAGAAGAGACAGAAUCCACUUCAAAAGAUGAUUUCGUCAAGUUUCAAAACAUGGUUGCAAAAUGGUUAUUUAAUGGUGAUGAUAGAAACACCACAAAGGUUUGGGUAAACGGUAGACAGGUUCAUGAACGUUUAUAA
Hansenula anomala is the source of this 1410-nucleotide messenger RNA. RefSeq names its product guanine deaminase (gene GUD1). The record is from RefSeq and is a predicted model, not a curated record. Gene Ontology annotation, molecular function: zinc ion binding; guanine deaminase activity. Lineage: Eukaryota; Fungi; Ascomycota; Saccharomycetes; Phaffomycetales; Wickerhamomycetaceae. Gene Ontology annotation, cellular component: cytosol. The transcript has a single exon. Gene Ontology annotation, biological process: guanine catabolic process. The coding region runs from base 1 to 1410 and encodes 469 amino acids.